Molecule: messenger RNA, 1450 nt
Organism: Canariomyces notabilis
Lineage: Eukaryota; Fungi; Ascomycota; Sordariomycetes; Sordariales; Chaetomiaceae
Product: glycoside hydrolase family 53 protein
Exons: 2
Coding region: 265-1317 (350 amino acids)
Biological process (GO): pectin catabolic process
Molecular function (GO): glucosidase activity
Source: RefSeq, a predicted model, not a curated record
GUAGCAAUAGAUGUGGUUCAAACAAGCACACCUCGGACCAUCUUUCUGGAAUUUGGACACACUCCUCCAAACGGGAUGCGAGCCGAUUCUCCAUAUCUCACAGGUUCCACUGGGGUUGUUCCAGGAUUGCGCCUUAAUUUCCUCCAGCUGGUCUCUCAAAACAUACCUCGGGCUGUCCUUGAUAAAUACUAAGCGCGUUCGUCAGCCUUGAGCACCGACAACUGCCAGUCAAUCUUCUGUGUCAAUACGCUCGGGGUUGCCAAGAUGAUGCUGUCAAUCCUGCCGGCUAUUCUGCUCGGCUAUUCAACCGCCAACGCCGCCCUCACCUACAAAGGUGUGGACUGGUCUUCGGUGACGGUUGAGGAGAGGGCUGGUGUCUCGUACAAGAAUGUGAACGGAAAUGCCCAGCCAUUGGAGAAGAUCCUUGUCGAAAACGGCGUCAACACGGUACGGCAGCGCGUCUGGGUCAAUCCAAGGGACGGCAACUACAACCUAGACUACAACAUCGCGCUUGCGAGAAGAGCAAAGGCUGUCGGCCUGGGCGUGUACAUCGACUUCCACUACAGUGAUACUUGGGCGGACCCUGCCCAUCAAACCAUUCCGUCAGGAUGGCCGACUGAUAUCGACAACCUGUCGUGGAAGCUGUACAACUACACCCUAGACGCCGCAAAUCGGUUUCAGGAUGCCGGCGUUCAGCCGACGAUAAUGUCCAUCGGAAACGAAAUAACCCCCGGCUUGCUGUGGCCGACGGGUCGGACCAACAACUGGGGCAACAUUGCGCGGUUGCUACGCUCUGCUGCCUGGGGGAUCAAAGACUCGAGGCUCAGCCCGAAGCCCAAGAUCAUGAUCCAUCUCGACAAUGGAUGGAAUUGGGGAACCCAGAACAACUGGUACACAAAUGUCCUGAAGCAGGGGACAUUUGAACUGUCAGACUUUGACAUGAUGGGCGUUUCGUUCUACCCAUUCUAUUCGGAAUCGGCCACCCUAGCGUCGCUGAAAACCAGCUUGAACAACAUGGUCAACACAUGGGGCAAGGAAGUGGCCGUCGUCGAGACAAACUGGCCAACAUCUUGCCCCAACCCACGAUACACCUUUCCCUCGGACGUUCGGAACAUACCUUUCUCAGUUGCAGGGCAGGUGACGUACGUCACAAACGUGGCCAACGUGGUCGCCUCGGUGAAUCGCGGAGUAGGCUUGUUUUACUGGGAGCCGGCUUGGAUUCACAACGCGGGUUUGGGCUCGUCGUGCUACGACAACACCAUGUUCUCUCAGUCGGGCCAGGCCCUGUCGAGCUUGUCGGUAUUCAAGAACAUUUAGAACCAGUGUAAUGUUGAAUGAUUGAGAAUAUCCGACGUCCGCAGCAGCAUGAUAUGCCUCAAAUAUAAUGACGGAAAGUAGACCGUAGAACCACAGGUCGGCGUAGUGGGAAAGCGGUGUGAUCAAUAUACUC